AUGGAGGUCGCCUCGACAGAGGUGUCCAAUGGUGUGCCCGCGCCGCCCCAGGCGUUGUUCGUUGAUCCCGGUGUUGUGAUUCAGUAUCUGGCGGAGGUGCUGCAGGUGACUUUGGGCGCUCUGAAAACCGAGCUGGAGAGCACUGGCAGCUUGCUAUCGCCGAGCAAGUACAACGACACCGUACAGCGAUGUAUGCGAUUCGCUUCGGAGGCGCAGGUCGCUUUGUAUGUGCAGAAGGAUAUUGUGGCAUCUGAAGAUACUACAGAUGGGACGGAGGAUGGUCAAGCAUCGUCCACCCAGUAUGUGUACAAUCUUUCCGCCGAAAUCUCCUCUGCCUCUACGACUGUCUCGUCGGUUGCGUUCAUUAAACGUCCUGCCCCGAUUGAUCCUACCGUUCCUAUCGCGACGCAGAUCCAGGUGAUGAACCUUCCUGGUCUUGCGUCGCUCAACAAUGCCCAAGCCCAACAGGGCUCUUCCAUGUCGCCGUACGAAAUCCUACACUUGCUAGUACACCACGGGCUGAGUCCCUAUUUCGAGGCCUAUACCCGGAAUCAAGAUGCGGUGACGGGGUCCAAGCCCCGAACGGACACAGAGGCUAAAACUGGAGUUCCUGGCACGAAGAAGAAGUUUGCAGAGUUGGAACUUGGGCUUCUGCAUUUGCAGCAGAAUGUUGAGAUCCCGACUUUGAACCUGCCUCUCCAUGAGGUAGUGCAGGCUGCUUUGGAUGAGGCCGCAGCGCGUGGGCUCCCUAAAGCUACCACGGACCUGAUUGACUCCGCAACGCUUGACAACAGCGGAUUCAUCAACAGCAUCCAGAACACCGUUAACGCUUGGAUUCGGUCUAUCCAAACGAUUACGAAGAUGUCCCGCGAUGCGGACAGCGGCUCGGCAGCCCAAGAGAUCAAUUUCUGGUUGUCCAUGGAGACAGCAUUGGAGGGCAUCGAGAAUCAGCUUCGUCGUGAUGGUGUCCAGCUGACUAUGGAUAUUCUCCGUCAUGCCAAGCGUUACCAAGCGACUCUCAGUUUCUCUGCGGAUACCGGUUUGCGGGAGGCCAUGGACCUAGUCCAGAAGUACAACCAGUUGAUGCGAGACUUCCCGUUGGAUGAGCUUUUGUCCGCCACCACGCUGCAGAAGGUGCAGGAGUCGCUGAAUCUUAUCUUCGGCCAUCUGAACAAGAAGUUGAAGAUCUGUCCGUAUCCGAUUAAGCGAGCGCUUGCCCUUGUUGAGGCCAUCUCAGGUGACCUUGACGCACAGAUUCACAGUCUGCUUCAUGGCCGGACGAUCCUGCACUUGGAUUACCGCGAGUUCCGCUCUUUGAUGAAGACUGCCGGUGCCAUUUGGCGCACCUGGGACGAGAAUCUGAAGGAAUUCACCAGUGUGGCUCGUGAAUCUACCCGUCGUCGCAACGAGAAAUUCAUUCCAAUUAAGAUUACACCUCGCCAUGAGAAGACUCAAGAACGGUUGAAGUACAUCAACACUUUCCGCGUCAACCACGAGCAACUGCAGAGGACUAUCGUCAACGUCUUGGGUCCGAAGAGCUCAUCGUCUGGUGAUGCGACAGCAGCUGGUUCUGAUGAGGCUGUCAUCGUGGAGGAGAUUGGUGAUGUAGACGCCGUGGAGGAGGUUGCACAGGCCUAUGCUGCUCUGAAGAAUGUUGACGUGCUUGACGUCUCUCCUGAAGGCACACAACUCUGGAUCCAAGAAGAAAUCGCUUACAACGAGCGUACCUCCCGUGUUGAGAACUCCAUCAUCGCCCGCCUCCGUGACCGUCUGGCUACCGCAAAGAACGCCAAUGAGAUGUUCCGGGUGUUCUCCAAGUUCAAUGCACUCCUUGUCCGUCCUAAGAUUCGGGGUGCUAUUGGUGAAUACCAGACCCAGCUCAUUGAAAACGUGAAACAGGACAUUUCGGCUUUGCACGAGCGCUUCAAGCAACAAUAUGGUUACUCAGAAGCGCAUGCGAUGUCCCAACUACGUGAUCUCCCACCUGUUUCUGGUGCGAUUAUCUGGGCGCGCCAAAUCGAACGCCAGCUCGAGGGAUACAUGCGGAAGGUCGAGGAUGUCCUUGGUGAAGACUGGCAUCUGCAUUCGGAGGGCCAGAAGCUUCAAGCAGAAAGCAGCUUGUUCCGCAAGAAGCUCGAUACCCGGCAAGUGUUUGACUCCUGGAUGCAUGAUGUCCAAAGGAGACACAUAUCGAUCUCUGGAUAUCUGUUCAACAUCGUCAAGAACCGCGCUGCCGGAAACAGCCUGGAGUUGGCCGUCAAUUUUGACGCUCAGGUUAUUGCUCUGUUCAAGGAAGUUCGCAACCUCACCUGGCUCAACUUCCACGUGCCUCAUGCGGUGAGCAACAUCUCCAAGGUCGCCAAGCGUGUGUAUCCGUAUGCUAUCAGUUUGAUGGAGAGCGUUCGGACGCUGCUGCAGACUAGCCGCUCGAUUGCAUCGAUGGCUGAGGUUGCGAUACUCCUUAAUGGAUACAUCAAUGACACACAGGGCAUGAUUCAGAAGGGUGUCCGCCUGAGGUGGGAAUCACUUGUUCAUUCGUACGAACUUCACCUUAAGGAAUCGGCUCUGGCAAACGGUGCCAUCGACUCUACUCUUGCCACCCGUGGUGAGAGCAAGCACAUCCAGUUCGUCCGCGAGUUCGCAGGUUCCGCCUCCGUGCUGCAGUCCAAGACUGCAGUUUUGGCUUCUAUCAAUGAGAGCAUCCAGAAAGCGAUUCACGAGCUCAAGACCUGCCCGUAUGAGGCGCCUGCAUUCAAGCAACGCUUGGACACUAUUCAGAUGGCUGUCGACAAAUUGAACCUGGAAAACUACGUCAACCUCGGAUACUGGGUUGCGAGCCUCAACCAGAAGAUCGAGGCCAUCCUGUGCGAGCGUCUUACUCGUGCCAUUCGUGAAUGGAUCACUGCAUUCCAGGAAGCAAAGGAUGAGCAGCAGAACACGCAAACUUCCAUUGGUACCCAGUACCCCGCAACAGGCGAUGUCGAAGCGACAGUCUACAAUAUCGAAUUCCCUGAGUUGACGCAUGAGAUCUCUAUGCGGAACCAGGUGCUGCAUCUGGACCCGCCGUUGCAAUAUGCACGGGCGAGCUGGUUCUCGCAAUUCGAUCAUUGGCUGGGCGUCAUUUGUAAUCUGGAGAGGAUCAAGUCUUCCCGGUACCAAAUUUCGAUCGAGUACUGUACCGAUGGCCUCAACCAAGUUUACAGCGCCGUGGAGACCCGUGUGAAGGAGGUAUCCGAGUACGUCGACAAAUGGUUGCAGUUCCAAUCACUUUGGGAUCUGCGCUCUGAGCACGUCUACGAUAUCCUUGGUGAUGACCUUUCCCAAUGGCUGCAGUUGUUGCAGGAGAUUCGCAAGAGCCGUGCCACCUUUGAUACGUCCGAGGUCAGCCGUUCGUUCGGAAAUAUCAAAAUCGACUACGAGCAAGUCCAGACCAGGGUCAACGCCAAAUAUGACCAGUGGCAGCACGAAAUUCUCCUAAAGUUCGGCUCCAAGCUUGGUGGUCGCAUGCGGGAAGUCCACUCGGACAUUGCUUCUGCCCGUCGCGACUUGGAAGGCCAGACGCUGGAGGCAUCCUCUACGGCACACGCCGUGUCUUUUAUCACAAUUGUCCAGCAAUGCAAGCGCAAGGCUAAGGUCUGGGAGCCGGAAGUUGACCUCUUCCGUCAAGGUCAGGCCACGCUCGCCCGCCAGCGUUAUCAAUUUCCCAGCGACUGGCUCCACGUGGAGAACGUUGAUGGCGAAUGGGCAGCUUUGAACGAACUGCUCGCGCGAAAGAGCAAGAUCGUCCAGGACCAGACUGAGGGAUUGCGCGCGAAGAUCGCUGCUGAAGACAAGGUGAUCAGUGACAAGAUCGCGGAAGUGAUCGCCCAGUGGAAUGAAGAAAAACCGAUUUCCGGUACCAUUCCUCCGGACGAGGCUUCUCGCACUCUAAGCAUGUUCCAGACCCGUCUCGAAUCGCUCCAGUCAGAGUUCGAAAUGGUUUCGAGGGCGAAGGAGGCUCUUGACUUGCCUGCCAGCUCCCAGUCCUCUUUGCCGCAAAUCCUGGAAGAAGUUCAGGACUUUAUGUCCGUCUGGGCGGCGUUGUCCACUAUCUGGAAGAGUUUGAAUGACCUCCGCGAAACGCUGUGGACAAGUAUUCAGCCUCGCAAACUUCGUCAAGCCAUCGAUGGUUUGAUCAAGAUGACCAAGGAGAUGCCAAGUCGUAUGCGACAGUAUGCAGCGUUUGAGCACGUUCAGAACGUUCUUCGACAACUGCUUAAGGUUAACCCUCUCCUAUCGGACAUGAAGUCUGAAGCCGUCCGCGAGCGACACUGGCAGAAGAUCUACAAGGCCCUAAAACCUGGCAAGAGAUUCUCGCUUGUCUCCCUUACUCUUGGAGAUGUCUGGGAUCUGAACCUGGUCGCUACCGAGGUCGUCAUUCGCGACAUUAUCGCCCAAGCUCAAGGUGAAAUGGCAUUAGAAGAGUUCCUGAGAUCCGUUCGCGAGACAUGGCAGAAUUACUCCCUUGAUCUUGUCAACUACCAAAACAAGUGCCGUCUUAUCCGUGGCUUCGAUGACCUGUUUGCCAAGUGCAGUGAAAACCUGAACUCUUUGCAAGCCAUGAGACACUCGCCGUACUUCAAGGAGUUCGAGGAGGAGGCUUCGUCUUGGGAGGAUAAGCUGAACCGCGUUCAUGUCUUGUUCGAUGUCUGGAUUGACGUUCAGAGACAAUGGGUCUAUCUCGAGGGGGUUUUCACGGGUAAUGCUGAUAUCAAGCACCUUCUCCCGCUUGAGUCCAGUCGCUUCCAAAAUAUCAACUCCGAAUUCUUCAACGUGAUGAAGAAGGUGUACAAGUCUCCUUACGUUCUUGAUGUCCUUGCUAUCAACGGAGUGCAAAAGUCCCUGGAACGAUUGGCUGAGUUACUGAACAAGAUCCAAAAGGCACUGGGUGAAUACCUGGAGCGUGAACGUGUUUCCUUCCCUCGCUUCUACUUCGUCGGUGAUGAAGACCUGCUGGAAAUCAUCGGUAACAGCAACGACAUUUUCCGUGUGGCCAAACAUUUCAAGAAAAUGUUCGCUGGCCUGUCGGGACUGCUGAUGGACGAUGACAACAACAUUGUCGGUUUCACGUCCAAGGAGGGCGAGGAAGUCCGUUUGAAGAGAGAAGUCAACCUCGUCAAGACUCCCAGAAUCAAUGACUGGCUUAGUGCCCUCGAGAACAACAUGAAAUUGACGCUGGCUGAACUCGUUGCGGAGGCCGUUGAGCAAUUCGACACAAUCUACAACGCUCCCGAGGUCGACCGCACUGCCUUCAACGACUUCCUUGCUAACUACCCGGCUCAGGUAGUUGUUCUUGCCAGUCAGGUUAUCUGGACAGGAGUGGUGCAGAAGGAACUCGAGAACGGCGGCGCUAACCUUGAAGCCCUGUUUGACUCUCAAGUCCGAGUGCUUGAACUGCUUGCAACCACCGUGCUGGGAGACCUGGACACGAUCACAAGAAAGAAGUGCGAGCACAUGAUUACGGAAUUCGUCCACCAGCGAGAUGUCAUCUCAAAACUUAUGCAGUCCAACGCCAACUCACCAAUGCACUACCUCUGGUUGCUCCAGAUGCGCUUCGUCUACCACGCCGAAGGCGACUUCCUCCAGCGCUUGCAUGUUUACAUGGCAAACGCCAAACUCGCUUACGGUUUCGAAUACCUGGGUGUUCCUGAGCGUCUCGUCCGCACCCCUCUCACUGACCGCUGUUUCCUUACGCUUACCCAAGCGUUGUGUCAAAGACUGGGUGGUUCACCUUACGGUCCUGCUGGUACAGGUAAGACUGAAUCUGUUAAGGCUCUCGGUCUCCAACUUGGUCGGUUCACUCUCGUCUUCUGCUGUGACGACACCUUCGAUUUCCAGGCCAUGGGCCGUAUCUUCCUGGGUAUUUGCCAAGUUGGUGCAUGGGGUUGCUUUGAUGAGUUCAACCGUCUCGAGGAACGUAUAUUGUCCGCUGUAUCUCAGCAAAUCCAGAAUAUUCAAAUUGGACUGAAGAAUGGAGAUGUUGACAAAUCCGAAAUCGAGCUCGUUGGCAGACGGCUGUCCGUCAACCAAAACACUGGAAUCUUCAUCACCAUGAACCCUGGAUAUGCAGGCCGUUCCAACCUCCCCGAUAACUUGAAGAAGCUGUUCCGGAGCGUUGCCAUGUCGAAGCCGGACAAGGAACUCAUUGCGGAAGUUAUGCUCUUCUCACAGGGUUUCAAGCAGGCCAAGCCUCUUUCAAAGCAGACGGUCCCCUUCUUCGACCACUGUUCUACCCGUUUGACCAACCAGGCACAUUACGAUUUCGGUUUGCGUGCUUUGAAGAGUGUUUUGGUUAGCUCUGGUGGCCUGAAGCGUACCCGCAUUGCCAAUUCCGAGGGCGAGCUCGGUCCAGAUGAGAUCGUCGAGCCUCAGAUCAUGGUUCAAAGUUUGCGUGAGACCAUUGCGCCCAAGCUGGUGCGUGAAGAUGUUGACACGAUGUUGGAUAUUCAGAAGGAAGACUUUCAGGGUGUCGAAUAUGUGCCAGCCAACUUUGAGAAGCUUACCGCGACCAUCAGGGAGAUCGCCCAGGAGCAGCACUUUGUGGAUAGCGAGAUGUGGAUCACAAAGGCACUGCAACUUUACCAGAUUCAGAGUAUCCACCAUGGUGUUAUGAUGGUCGGAAAGUCGGGCUCUGGUAAAUCGUCCGCGUGGAAGAUCCUCCUCCAAGCAUUGCAGCGCAUUGAAGGAACCGAGGGCGUUUCCCACAUCAUUGACUCGAAGGUCAUGUCCAAGGAAGCACUCUACGGAAACCUUGAUCCUACGACCAGAGAAUGGACGGACGGUCUGUUCACAGGCAUUCUCCGUAAGAUCGUGGAUAACCUUCGUGGCGAGGACUCGAAACGGCACUGGAUUGUGUUCGAUGGUGAUGUCGACCCUGAAUGGGUUGAGAACUUGAACAGUGUUCUUGACGACAACAAGCUCUUGACUCUUCCCAACGGUGAACGUCUUAACCUGCCUCCUAAUGUCCGCAUUAUGUUUGAAGUCGAGACGCUCAAGUACGCUACCCUGGCCACUGUCAGUCGUUGCGGUAUGGUUUGGUUCAACGACGAUACCGUCACUCCCACAAUGAUGAUUUCCAACUACGUCGAGUCGCUUCGCACGAAGACCUUCGAAGACCUGGACGAAGACAGCGCGCCUGCUGGACAAGCUGCGGUCAGAACGCAAGAUGCGCAGGAAAUGCUUUCCAACUUCCUUAAGCACAUGCUGCAGACCGAUGAGCUUGUUCUCAAGAGCUUGCAGGAGGCCAAGAAGUACAACCACAUUAUGGAAUUUACUGAUAUCCGUGCUCUCAACACACUGUUCAGUCUUUUAAACAAGGCCUGCCGGAAUGUCCUCGAGUACAAUGUCCAGCAUGUCGAUUUCCCGUUGGAUCCGGAGCAGAUUGAGUCCUACAUUUCCAAGAAGCUUCUUCUCUCGCUUGUCUGGUCGUUCACUGGUGACUGUCCGUUGGGUGACCGUCAGGACUUUGGUAGAUUCGUAUCUGCGCUCUCGACAGUCGACCUGCCGCCUGAUGGCGAAUCGUCGCUCAUUGACUUCAAUGUGACCUUGCCGAAGUGCGAAUGGACGAGCUGGCAGUCGCAGGUGCCCUCGAUCGAUGUCAACACCCACUCGAUCACUCAAACCGACGUGGUCAUCCCCACUGUGGAUACCGUCCGUCAUGAGGAUGUUCUCUACUCGUGGCUCGCAGAACACAAGCCGUUGCUGCUUUGCGGUCCUCCUGGUUCCGGUAAAACCAUGACUCUGUUCGCUGCUCUCAGAAAGCUUCAGAACAUGGAAGUUGUCGGCCUUAACUUUUCCAGUGCAACCACACCCGACCUCCUGAUCAAGACCUUCGAGCAGUAUUGUGAAUACAAGAAGACGUUGAAUGGUGUUGUUAUGUCUCCGAACCAGAUUGGUCGCUGGCUGGUCAUCUUCUGCGAUGAAAUCAACCUGCCUGCUCCCGACCGAUACGGCACUCAGCGCGCCAUUUCCUUCUUGAGACAGCUUGUUGAGCAGAAUGGUUUCUGGAGGACUUCCGACAAGACCUGGGUCACGCUUGACCGCAUUCAAUUUGUCGGUGCUUGUAACCCUCCCUCCGAUGCUGGACGUACUGCAAUGGGCGAGAGAUUCCUGCGCCAUGCUCCGUUGAUUAUGGUCGAUUACCCUGGUGAGGUCUCGCUUAACCAAAUUUACGGCACUUUCAACUCCGCUGUCCUCAAGAUUCUCCCCUUACUCCGUGGUUACUCUGAGGCUCUUACGAAGGCCAUGGUUCAAUUCUAUCUAGAGUCUCAGACAAGAUUCACGCCCAAGAUUCAACCGCACUACGUGUACUCGCCUCGUGAACUUACUCGAUGGGUCCGUGGUGUUUACGAAGCAAUCAAACCCCUCGAGACUUUGUCUCUCGAAGGCCUGGUUCGGAUCUGGGCGCAUGAGGCUCUGCGUCUCUUUCAGGAUCGUCUCGUCGCAGAAGACGAGAGAAACUGGACCGCCGAUGCUGUUCGCCGUAUUGCAUUGGAACACUUCCCCACAAUCGACGAGGAAGCGGCUCUCAAGGGUCCUAUCUUGUUCUCCAAUUGGCUUUCCAAGAAUUACGCUCCGGUUGAGCAAGAGGAGCUUCGUGAAUUCGUCAAGGCACGUCUCAAGACCUUCUGUGAGGAAGAAGUUGAUGUUCCUCUUGUGCUGUUCAACGAUGUUCUUGAGCACGCUCUGCGCAUUGACCGGGUGUUCCGACAGCCCCAGGGUCACUUGAUUCUGAUUGGUGUUAGUGGAAGUGGUAAGACUACGCUGUCUCGCUUCGUUGCCUGGAUGAAUGGUUUGAAGGUGUUCCAGAUCAAGGUCCAUGGCAAGUACUCUUCGGAAGACUUCGACGAUGAUUUACGGAACGUCCUCCGUCGCGCCGGUUGUAAGGGUGAAAAGAUCUGUUUCGUCAUGGACGAAGGAAACGUUCUCGACUCUGGUUUCCUUGAGCGCAUGAACACUCUCCUUGCCAACGCAGAGGUCCCCGGCCUGUUCGAAGGCGAUGAGUUCUCUUCGUUGAUGACCGCCUGUAAGGAAGGUGCCCAGCGCCAGGGUCUGCUGCUCGACUCCCAGGAGGAACUGUACAGAUGGUUCACCCAGCAAAUUAUCAAAAAUCUUCACGUCGUUUUCACGAUGAAUCCUCCUGAAGAAGGCCUGUCCUCGAAGGCCGCUACCAGUCCUGCGCUGUUUAACCGCUGUGUUCUCAACUGGAUGGGCGAUUGGUCUGAUCAAGCUCUCUUCCAAGUCGGCUCUGAACUCACGCAGGUUGUCGAUCUGGACAAGCCCAACUUCGUCGCACCGGACAGUAUCCCUGUCGCUUAUCGUGAACUUAGCCUGCCUGCAUCCCACAGAGACGCGGUUGUCAACUCGAUGGUCUACAUCCACUACUCGCUGCAGAAAUUCAACAAGCGCUUGCAGAAGCAGCAAGGCAGGACUACGUUCCUCACGCCCCGUCACUAUCUCGAUUUCGUUGCUCAGUAUGUUAAGCUCUUCAACGAAAAGCGUGAGGACCUCGAAGAACAGCAGAGACACUUGAACGUUGGUCUGGAAAAGCUGCGGGACACCGUUGACAAGGUGACCGAUCUCCGCGCCAGUCUUGCCGAGAAGAAAUCGCAACUUGAGAAGAAGGAUACGGAGGCCAACGAGAAGUUGAAGCACAUGGUUGCAGAUCAGAAGGAGGCAGAACAGCGACAGGCCGCGUCCCUGGAAGUUCAAAAAGCCCUCGAGGUACAGGAGAAGGAAGUGGCCGAGCGAAAGGAAGUGGUCCUACAUGAUCUCGCCAGGGCCGAGCCUGCUGUUUUGGAGGCCCAGAAGAGUGUCAGCAACAUCAAGCGUCAACACCUGACUGAAGUUCGUUCGAUGGGUAGCCCACCAGCUAGUGUUCGACUUGCCCUGGAAGCUGUGUGCACUCUGCUUGGUCACAAGGUCGACAGCUGGAAGACCAUUCAGGGUAUCGCCAGAAGGGAUGAUUUCAUUGCCAGCAUUGUCAACUACGACAACGAACGGCAAAUGACACGCGGGCACAGAACCAAGAUGCAGAACGAGUAUCUGUCCAAGGAGGACUUUACGCUUGAGAGAGUCACCCGUGCAAGCAAGGCUUGUGGUCCCCUGGUGCAAUGGGUCGAAGCGCAGGUCAACUACUCUGCGAUUUUGGACCGUGUUGGUCCGCUGCGUGAUGAGGUCGGCCACCUUGAAGAAAAGGCCUUGCAGACAAAGGCGGAAGCUCAGGCAAUUGAGAACACCAUCCAGGACCUCGAGCGCAGCAUUGGUACUUACAAGGACGAGUAUGCCGCGCUUAUCAGCGAAACUCAGAAGAUCAAGGCCGAGAUGUCCAGUGUGCAGUUCAAGGUCGACAGAAGUGUGCGCUUGCUCGAGAGUUUGUCGUCUGAGCGUGUCCGUUGGGAGGAGGGAAGCAGGUCGUUUGAAACGCAGAUCAGCACCCUUGUUGGUGACACUCUCAUGGCUGCAGCUUUUUUGGCUUACGCCGGCUUCUAUGACCAACAAUUCCGUAAGGCGAUGAUCGAUGACUGGGCUCAACAAUUGUCACAAUCUGGAGUCAGCUUCAAGCCGCAUAACCCGAUUACGGAGUACCUUUCCAAUGCUGACGAGCGUCUGACCUGGCAAGAUCACUCACUUCCAGUCGACGACCUGUGCACGGAGAACGCCAUUGUUCUCAAGCGGUUUAACAGAUACCCUCUCAUUAUCGACCCUUCAGGCCGUGUCACCGAGUUCUUGCAGAAGGAAAGCACCCAACGCAAGCUUACUGUUACCAGUUUCCUGGACGACUCGUUCGUCAAGCAAUUGGAAAGUGCUCUCCGUUUCGGUAACCCGAUUCUCAUUCAAGACGCUGAGCAUCUGGACCCGAUCCUCAACCACGUCCUCAACAAGGAAUACCAAAAGACCGGUGGUCGUGUCUUGAUCCAGCUUGGCAAGCAAGAGAUUGAUUUCUCGCCUUCGUUCAGACUGUUCCUCUCAACCAGAGACCCCUCUGCAUCAUUCCCGCCGGACGUGUGCAGUAGAACCACCUUUGUCAACUUCACUGUCACGCAAAGCAGUUUGCAGACGCAGUCACUUAACGAGGUGCUCAAGUUUGAGCGACCUGAUGUGGACGAACGACGCACGAACCUAGUCAAGAUGCAGGGAGAGUUCAAGGUCCAUCUCCGGCAGUUGGAGAAACGCCUCUUGCAGGCCCUGAAUGAAUCUCGCGGCAACAUCCUCGACGACGACAACGUCAUCGAAACCCUCGAAACACUCAAGAAGGAGGCAGGCGAGAUUUCCAGGAAGAUGGUCGAAACCGAAGGUGUCAUGACGGAAGUGGAGAAUGUCACGCUUAACUACAGCAUCAUCGCCCGAUCUUGCAGUGCUGUGUUUGCGGUGCUGGAGCAGCUUCACCACAUCAACCAUUUCUACCAGUUCUCCCUCCAGUACUUCGUCGACAUCUUCAACGCUGUCCUGUAUCAAAACAAGCAGCUCGCACAAGAAAAGGAGCAUACGGCUCGUGUGCAAAUCAUCCUGCGGAGUCUUUUCGUGACAACCUACCAGCGUACUUCGCUGGGACUGGCUCAUAAGGACCGUAUCACGCUGGCUAUGCUUCUCGCCCAGGCUGCGCCGUACCCCAUGGAUAAGGGUAUCAUCGACACCAUACUGGACGAAUCAGUCGAGGCCGCAGACCUGUCCUCAACCCCGGAGAACCGCGACAAGGUCGUGGAGAAAAUUGCCAACAUGUCUCUCUUUAAGGCAGACUUCCCGUCCGUAUCCGCAGAGCAAUGGGACCGUUUCCUCAGUGAGGAGCUUGCAGAGAAUGCAGUUCCUGUCAUCUGGGAGGAGAAGGCUCCGCAGCUCGAUCAGUUGCUUCGGUCCUUGCUUCUUGUCAAGCUGUGCAGAAUGGACCGGUUCGUUCCCAGUGCGGAACGAUUCAUCGGAGCUGUCUUUGGCCGUGAACUCUUCGAGGGAAGUAGUGACUUGAAGGACGUCGUAGACCAAGUCACAGCAAGGACGCCAAUCUCUCUCAGCUCCAGUCCUGGAUUUGAUGCUAGUUACAAGGUCGAUGCCCUGGUCGAACGUACAGGAGCCAGAUGCGCGAACAUCGCGAUGGGUUCCAACGAAGGUCUCGAAAGCGCCGACAAGGCCAUCAGCAACGCGGCUGCAUCCGGAAACUGGGUUCUGGUCAAGAACGUGCACCUGGCGCCGUCAUGGCUCCAGAGUCUCGAGAAGAGACUCGAUACCCUUAAGCCGCACAAGAACUUCAGGCUCUUCCUUUCGAUGGAAUCCAGUCCCAAGAUCCCGGUCAACCUUAUUCGCGCUUCUCGUGUGCUCAUGUACGAGCAGCCGGCUGGUAUCCGUGCCAAUAUGAAGGACUCGUUGUCUACGUUGUCCUUGAGAGCUAGCAAGCCUCCUGUUGAGAAGGCUCGUGUCUACCUCUUGCUGUGCUUCUUGCACGCGGUUCUCCAGGAACGUCUUCGCUACGCGCCUAGCCUUGGUUGGAAGGGUUUUUGGGAGUUCAACGAUAGUGAUUACGAAUGCUCCGCAUUCAUCAUCGACCAUUGGAUCGAAACUAUCGCCCAAGGCCGCUCCAACGUCGCACCCCAGAAGCUCCCCUGGGACAUGAUCCGCACCCUCGUCACAGAAACCUACGGCGGUAAAAUCGACGACCAAGGCGACUUCCAGCAACUCGAGAGCCUCGUGAAUAACUUCCUCACGCCAGCCGCCUUCGAAGAGGACUACAACAUUGUCUCUGGUGUGCAGGAACAGGGCGAUUCUCUUAUUCUGCCUGGUGAAACUGGUAUCCGUGACUUUAUGGAAUGGGUCAACCAACUUCCCGAGAGAGAGCCGCCGACAUACCUUGGUUUGCCAGCGAAUGCGGAGAAGUUGUUGCUUGUGGGACAUGGUAGGACGGUGAUUGAUGAUCUGGCGAGAGUUACGACUUUGUUGGAUGAGGGGGAGCAGUUAAUGAUUGAUGCUUAG
Messenger RNA from Aspergillus chevalieri, 12999 nucleotides. Its product is annotated as dynein heavy chain. Gene Ontology annotation, molecular function: dynein light intermediate chain binding; dynein intermediate chain binding; ATP hydrolysis activity. Gene Ontology annotation, cellular component: dynein complex. NCBI's taxonomy places the organism in Eukaryota, Fungi, Ascomycota, Eurotiomycetes, Eurotiales, Aspergillaceae. Gene Ontology annotation, biological process: microtubule-based movement. Bases 1 to 12999 code for a protein of 4332 amino acids. The record is from RefSeq and is a predicted model, not a curated record. The transcript is spliced from 4 exons.